CACAGGACGCCCAGACACCCUCCGGCUCAGACAUGCUGCCGCUGCUGCUGCUGCCGCUGCUGUGGGCGGGGUCCCUGGCUCAGAAUCCGAGAUACUGGCUGAAGAUGCAGCCGUCCGUGUCGGUGCAGGAGGGCCUGUGUGUCCGCGUGCCCUGCUCCUUCUCCUAUGCCACGGACGUCUUCAGUGCUUCUAGCCCUGUUCACGGCUUCUGGUUCCGGGCAGGGGCCAAUGAAAUCAUGGAUGCCCCUGUGGCCACAAACAAAUUAGAUCGUCAAGUUCAGGAGGAGACCCAGGGCCGAUUCCACCUCCUCGGGGACCCCAGGAACAACAACUGCUCCCUGGAGAUCAGAGACGCCAGGAAGAGCGACAGCGGUUCCUACUCUUUUCGUGUGGAAAGAGGAAGUAUCAAAUGGAGUUACACAUCUGAACAGUUCUUCUUGAAUGUGACAGCCCUCACCCACCAGCCCCACGUCCUCAGCCCCGGGGCCCUGGAGGCUGGCCGCCCCGGGAACCUGACCUGCUCUGUGCCCUGGGCCUGUGAGCGGGCCAUGCCCCCCAUCUUCUCCUGGACGUCAGCUGCCCCCAGCUCCCUGGGCCCCAGGACCCCCUUCUCGUCGGUGCUCACCCUCACCCCACGGCCCCAGGACCAUGGCACCAGGCUCACCUGCCAGGUGAAGUUCCCCAGAAGCGGGGUGAUGGUGGAGCGAAUCAUCCUGCUAAAUGUCACCUGUGCUUCACAGAACCCAAGUGAUAUCUGCGCAGGUGACAGCACAGGGGAAUCAGGGACGGGGGCAGGAGUGACCGAGGGGGCCAUCGCGGGAGCUGGUGUCACCAUGCUGCUUGUUCUCUGCUUCGGCCUCAUCUUCUUCGUAGUGAAGACCUACAGGAAGAAGGUAGCCAAGACCGCAGUGGACAUGGAGGACAUCUACUCUGCUGCAAAGCCAGCUUCCCUGGAUCGCCAGCAGGAAUCCAAGUCAGAGAAAUCUUCUGACCCCACAAGUUACACAGGGGCCACCCCCUCUUUGGAGUUGGAGCAGGAGUUGCAUUAUUCCUCCAUCAUCUUCCGUGGGGAGAAGCCUCGGGAGAGCCCUCACUCAGAAUAUGCGGAGAUCAGGACCAAGAUGCUCUGCUGGACAGAUGGCUGCAGGAGCAGCAACUGGCUCAACCAGCAGAGGGCCAACCCGAGCAGAGGCCAGGUCAGCACCGCCGGAAGCCCCAAGACUGUCACCCCAAAGAUGCUGCUGCCGCCGCUGCUGCUCUUACUGCUGUGGGUAGGUGAGCGGGGCGGGGGCUCGGCUGAUCCUCAUCUCGCCGCAGGGUCCCUGGCUCAGGAUCCGAGAUACUGGCUGGACGUGCAGCCGUCCGUGUCAGUGCAGGAGGGCCUGUGUGUCCGCGUGCCCUGCUCCGUCUCCUAUCCCCGGGAAGGCUGGAAGGACUCUGACCCAGCUCACGGCUACUGGUUCCAGGAAAAGGCAGAUUCCCCUGAAGAUCCAGCAGUGGCCACAAACAACCCAGAACAUGCGGUGGUCAGUGAGACCCGGGGCCGAUUCCUCCUCGUUGGAGACCCCCAGGCCUACAACUGCUCCCUGGACAUCAGAGACGCUCAGAGGAGGGACACGGGGACAUAUAUCUUUAGGUUGGAGAGAGGGCCUACUGUGAGAUAUAGUUAUGCAUUGAAUCUGCUCUCCGUUCGUGUGACGGCUCUGACAGACACACCUGACAUCCACGUCCAGGGGACCCUAGCAUCCGGCCACCCCACCAACUUCACCUGUGCGGUGCCAUGGGCCUGUGACGGGGGGAUGCCCCCCACCUUCUCCUGGACUGGGGUUGCCCUCACCUCCCUGCACCCUGAGAGUCCCCGCUCCUCAGUGCUCACCCUCACUCCAAGGCCCGAGGACCACGGCACCAACCUCACGUGUCGUGUGAACUUUUCCGGAGCUGGUGUGAGCACAGAGGCGACCAUCAGGCUCAAUGUGUCCUAUGCACCCCAGGAACUGAUCAUCAGAGUGUACCAGAAAGAAGGCGCAGGACCUGAAACUCUGGACAAAAGCCAGUCUCUUUCAGUCCAGGAGGGCCAGUCCCUGCGCCUGGACUGUGUUCCUGACAGCAACCCUCCUGCUAUGAUCAGCUGGACCCGAGGGAGCCUGACCCUGAGCCCCUCAAAUUCCUCAAAUCCUGGGGUCCUCGAGCUGCCCCGGGUGGAACUGAGGGACCAUGGGUUAUAUGUCUGCCGAGCUCAGCAUCCACUAGGCUCCAAGGAAGCGUCUCUGAGCCUCGUUGUGAGAACCCCACCGCAGCUUCUGGGCCCCUCCUGCUCCCAGGAGGACGAGGGUCUGAGCUGCAGCUGCUCCUCCCGAGCCUGGCCGGCCCCCUCCCUGCACUGGCGCCUGGGCGAGGGGCUGCUGGAGGGGAACUUCAGCAACGCCUCCUUCGAGAUCACCUCCAGCUCUGCCGGGCCCUGGGCUAAUAGCUCCCUGAGCCUCCGCGAGGGGCUCAGCUCCGGCCUCAGACUCAGCUGCGAGGCCCAGAAUGCCCACGGGAAACAGAACGUGAAGAUCCUGCUGCUGCCAGGGAGACCAGGACCCAGGACCGGCGUGGUUUGGGGGGCCGUCGGGGGAGCUGGUGUUACAGCCCUGCUUGCUCUCUGUCUCAUCUUUGUAGUGAAGGUCUACAGGAAGAAGCCGUUGGAGAGAGCAAAGAUCUACAGGAAGAAGUCGGCGGAGAGAGCGUCGAGCCAAGAUGGCGACCACCCAGCGUCGAGUCCCGCGUCCCAGGGUCACUUCAAUAAAUCCUGGUCAGACAGCCCCUUGGACCACCAGACCCCAGUUCUGGCUGCUUCCACCUCAGAGAAGGAACAAGAGCUCUAUUAUGCAAGCCUCAGUUUCCACAGACCAGGGACCCACAACUUUCAGGUCCAGGACACCACCGAGUACUCAGAGAUCAAGAUUGGGAAGUGAGAAGACCCCGCCUCCACCCCCAGAAAAUGCACCUCUGAGGGACAUGUGUGUCAGAUACUGAUUCUUGAAGACUUGGCUGCCUGCUGAGCCAAAGCUUAUAAGUGAGAAGGUGAAGUUCCUUGGAGUGGCUGAAGGUCACAGAGAAUCCUGGAUUCACAUCCAGGCUUGGGUAAUGCUAAGGGUGUUAUGUCAAGCAAGUCAAAAGAGUUUACCUCUCUGUGCCUCAGUUUCCUCCUCUGUAAAGUGAGGAUAAUAUUCCUCAGUUCAGUUCAGUUCAGUUCAGUCACUUAGCCAUGUCUGGUUCUUUUUGACCCCAUGGACUGCAGCAUGCCAG
Messenger RNA from Cervus elaphus (red deer), 3291 nucleotides. RefSeq names its product sialic acid-binding Ig-like lectin 5. Gene Ontology annotation, cellular component: plasma membrane. Lineage: Eukaryota; Metazoa; Chordata; Mammalia; Artiodactyla; Cervidae. The record is from RefSeq and is a predicted model, not a curated record. The transcript has 16 exons. Gene Ontology annotation, biological process: cell adhesion. Gene Ontology annotation, molecular function: sialic acid binding. The coding region runs from base 33 to 2957 and encodes 974 amino acids.